Ilex paraguariensis (yerba mate) is the source of this 1189-nucleotide messenger RNA. Lineage: Eukaryota; Viridiplantae; Streptophyta; Magnoliopsida; Aquifoliales; Aquifoliaceae. The record is from the annotation of a GenBank genome assembly.
AUGCUCAAUGACCUGAAAUACCGAGGUCCAUUAAGAGUGUUUCUAAAGCUGUCUUCAGGUGGGAAAUGUGUAGGUAGGCAGGGAACAUCCUAUGAGAACAUGACCAUCAUUGUUGAAAACUAUGUGGAGAGCUUGAUAUCCAAGUAUCCAUACUGGAAUAGAACCCUGGGUGCAGAUCAUUUUUUUGUCACUUGUCAUGAUGUUGGUGUGAGGGCAACCGAAGGACUUCAAUUUCUUGUAAAGAAUUCGAUUCGAGUUGUGUGCUCCCCAAGCUAUGAUGUUGGAUUCAUUCCACACAAGGACGUUGCUCUCCCUCAAGUACUGCAACCAUUUGCUCUUCCAGCUGGAGGAAAUGAUGUCGAAAAUAGGACGACUCUUGGUUUUUGGGCUGGUCAUAGGAACUCUAAAAUUAGAGUUAUACUUGCACGUGAAUGGGAGAAUGACACAGAACUUGAUAUUGCGAACAACAGAAUAAACAGAGCUACUGGACAUCUAGUAUAUCAAAAGAAAUUUUAUAGGACUAAGUUCUGCAUCUGCCCUGGUGGUUCCCAGGUCAACAGUGCUCGCAUAGCAGAUUCAAUCCAUUAUGGAUGCAUCCCUGUCAUACUGUCUAAUUACUAUGAUCUGCCUUUCAAUGAUAUUGUUGACUGGCGAAAAUUCUCGGUAAUACUCAAGGAGAACGAUGUAUAUCAGCUGAAGCAAAUUCUCAAGAACAUAACUGAUGCAAAGUUUAUUGCUCUACACAAUAAUUUAGUUAAGGUCCAGAAGCACUUUCAGUGGAAUUCCCCUCCUAUCAGAUAUGAUGCCUUCCAUAUGGUUAUGUAUGACCUUUGGUUACGCCACCAUGUGAUCAAGUACUAAAUUGCAAUUGGACCCAAAGGUACCGGUUUUGGCUGAGGAUGAACACCACAUUGCAUGGGCAUAAAGCUUAUUCGUUAGUACCAACUUUCAAGCUUGUACAUUUUGAGUAUUGAACAUCUAGACUCCUUUUACACUGUUCAAUUGUAUGCUUCUUAAGUGCUUAUGUAUUGCGGUGCAUAGGUUCAGAGACGCGGAGCCCGUGAUACUCAUCCUUAAAUUUUAUGUGCUAUGUUGAAUAGAAAGUGUAUGAACAUCCCGGUGUGUGUGUGUGAUGGCAGGGAAGCCGAAAGCUUAAGCUUAUAAGCUGCCUCACUCAAUAGUAUGUACA